GUGAAGGAGAGAGGUGGAGACUGCAUCAGCCUGAUCCAGACUGCUGGCAUUCCCCGUCCUUGCUCAUCUGCUGCUGGUCCCAGCGCACCCGCAAAGUCCAUGGAACACAAUCACAUCUUCACCCUCAAUAGGACUCUCCUCUCCCUCCAUGGGGGCCAGCGUGGAUGUGGCUUGGAAUAUAUCCGCCUGGUCUACUACAGUUUGCUGCUGGCUCUGGGCUUACCAGCUAACAUCCUGACCGUGAUCAUCUUGUCUCGGCUGGUGGCUCGGAGACAGAAGUCCUCCUACAACUAUUUGCUGGCUCUGGCUGCUGCCGACAUCUUCAUCCUUUUCUUCAUUGUCUUCCUGGACUUCCUGCUGGAAGACUUCAUCCUGGGACAGCAGAUGCCACAGGUCGUGGAUAAGAUCAUCGGAGUGCUGGAGUUCUCAUCCAAUCACACAUCUAUCUGGAUCACGGUCCCACUGACCAUCGACAGGUAUAUCGCGGUGUGUCACCCGCUGAAAUACCACACGGUCUCGUAUCCAGCGCGCACACGCAAGGUGAUCAUCAGUGUGUACAUCACCUGUUUCAUCACCAGCAUCCCUUACUACUGGUGGCCAAAUAUAUGGACGGACAACUAUGCCAGUACUUCCAUGCAUCAGAUUCUGAUCUGGCUUCACUGUUUCACUGUCUACCUGGUACCAUGUUCCAUAUUCUUUGUUUUGAAUUCAAUAAUUAUCCACAAGCUGAAGAGGAAAAGCAGCUUCUGUAUGCGUGGCUACUCGCGGGGGAAGACCACGGCAAUCCUGCUCACCAUCACCACCAUCUUUGCGAUACUCUGGGCCCCCAGGAUGGUGAUGAUUCUCUACCACCUUUACGGUUUGCCCAUCAACAACGGCUGGUUGGUGCAUGUGGUCUCAGACGUGGCCAACAUGCUGGCCUUCCUCAACACCGCCAUUAACUUCUUCCUCUACUGCUUCAUCAGCAAACGCUUCCGCACAAUGGCGGUGGGAACGCUGAGAGCCUUCGUCAAAUGCCAGAAGCAGCCCGUGCAGUUUUACACAAACCACAACUUCUCCAUCACCAGCAGCCCAUGGAUCUCACCGGCCAACUCACACUGUAUCAAGAUGCUGGUGUAUCAGAACGACAAGGACGGAAAGCCUCUGAAGAUAUCUCCCUGAGAUGAAGAUCUUGCCAAAAUAGGAAGGCUGUUUCGUGGCUGAAUUAUUAUCUGAAGGUCAACUUGCCCAAUCAUUUAACAUCCAAAUGAUUGCAUAUUUUAACGUGUGCCUGCCUCUUCCGCCGUUUGGACACCACUUUGUGCAUUUGUCAGCUGUUAAUAACCUACACAUACGGCAUUAAUAACGCCUUUUCCAAAAGAGCAAAUUGGCAUUGCGAGCCGAUCACUGUGACCUUUGAAUGUGUGAAGGGGCAGCAAAUAGUGAGUGGAAGAGGUAGCAACAUCACAGACAAUCCAUAACGGACUGCAGCAAAUAAAAUGACUUAGAUUUUAAUGAUAAAUAUGUACCAAAAGAUUGUAUGCUAUGUAUUCUCUAGGUUUAUAGUACUGAGGAUUUAAACUGAUCCAAGUUGUCGUGAUCUUACACUGCAGAUUUAAGAGAAUGUUUUCUGCAGACUUAUUAUCGAGUGUUUGUAAGGGAU
This is a messenger RNA of Amblyraja radiata (thorny skate), 1642 nucleotides long. RefSeq names its product G protein-coupled receptor 139 (gene gpr139). The coding region runs from base 100 to 1161 and encodes 353 amino acids. Gene Ontology annotation, molecular function: neuropeptide receptor activity. Lineage: Eukaryota; Metazoa; Chordata; Chondrichthyes; Rajiformes; Rajidae. Gene Ontology annotation, biological process: phospholipase C-activating G protein-coupled receptor signaling pathway. The transcript is spliced from 2 exons. Gene Ontology annotation, cellular component: plasma membrane. The record is from RefSeq and is a predicted model, not a curated record.